AUGAUAUAUUCAGUGGAUAAACGUGUUAAAUCCCUAUUAGUUUUUAUCGGCGUUGUAAUUAUUUUCAUACUUGUCACUCUUGCUCUUGCUGCAGCUACAUUGAGUGUUGUUGUUAACCUGUUAAAAAACACAACAACACACAAUUUAUUCCUCGGUUCUCAAUAUGCUGAAUCGAUUAAAAUUUCUGAUGUAAUGAUGCAUCUUAAUGAACUACAAAAUAUAGCAACGAAUGCAAAUGGUACUCGAGCUAUUAAUACACUUGGUUUCAAUCGAACACUUGAUUAUAUUAAUAAUUAUUUGUCAUCUCAUACAAAUUUUAAAGUAACAACAGAUCAUUUGUAUUUAAGAAAUUUUGUUAUUGGUUCCAAUCCAAUAUUAAUAACAUUCAUUAAUGGUGUAACUGUUAAUCGCAUAUUUUCAACCAAUCUUUCUGCAUCAGAAUUCUCUUUUCUUCAAUAUACAAGAUCAGCUAAUUUUCCUACCUGUAUUCCAAUAAAUGUUAUUCCAAAUCUUGGUUGUUCUGAUAAUGAUUGGCUUGCUGCAAAACUUUCUCCCAAUGAUCGAGUUGCAUUAGUCAAAAGAGGUGAUAGCAAUUUUGCUGCCAAGGCAGCAUUUGCAUCGAAAUAUAAUGUUACUGCUCUUUUACUAUAUAAGGAUGGAAUGAAUAAUGAAUUACCAGGACUUUUUCUUUCCUAUGCUCUUGGUCAAGAACUUGCUGAUGCUGCUCAAAAUUCAUCAAACAAUGUCAGUGUUCGUAUAACUAUCUCUGUAGCUGAUGAAUCAAAAUAUCCUGUUGGUAAUAUGUGUGCUGAUACACCGACGGGUGAUGUUACUCAGACAAUUGUUGUUGGUACUCAUAGUGAUGGUGCACGAGCUGGUCCAGGUAUUAACGAUAACGGUAGUGGUAGUGCAGCAAGUCUUGGUUUAGCUGUGGCUCUUGCUCGUCUUUUUCAAAUGUCUACUUAUGAAAAAUAUAGAUAUCGAGUUCGAUUUUGUUGGUGGGGUGCUGAAGAAGAAGGCCUUCUUGGUUCUAAUUAUCAUGUGAAACAAGCUAAACUUUCAACUGUUGUUGGUGAACGUCUCGAUGACUACUUGAUUAUUUUUAAUUAUGAUAUGCUUGCUUCACCUAAUUAUAUGUUUGGUGUUUAUGAUGGUCGAACAGUAACCAUGAAUACUCCAUCAAAAGCAAUUCCAGGUACUAAUAAAAUGACCACUGUAUUUCGUGAAUGGUUUAUUCGACAAAACUUACCAUGGACUUACACUGAAUUUGCUGGUGGAAGUGAUUAUGCUCCGUUCUUAGCUGAAGGAAUAGCUGCUGGUGCCCUUUUCUCCGGUGCAGAUGAGAUAAAAUCGAUAGAAGAACGUAAUUAUUAUGAUAAAAUGCUUGGCCAAGGAAUGGGUGGUAUUGCCGGUGCUAUUCAUGAUCCAUGUUAUCAUCAAGCUUGUGAUUCCAUUCAAAAUGUUAACAUUUUUGCAUAUGAAAAGAUGAUACAAGCUGCUGCUUAUGCUUUAGAAUAUGUAGCUCGACAAGAUGAUUUGAAAGGAUGGCUUUAUCCUCCUGAUGAGAUUCAACGAUUGAAUAUUCGACAAAAACAACGACCAGAAUACAAGUCAAUAAAUGAAUACUUUGGAUUACCAUACUUCUAA
Messenger RNA from Rotaria sp. Silwood2, 1647 nucleotides. The record is from the annotation of a GenBank genome assembly. NCBI's taxonomy places the organism in Eukaryota, Metazoa, Rotifera, Eurotatoria, Philodinida, Philodinidae.